Arvicanthis niloticus (Nile rat) is the source of this 1675-nucleotide messenger RNA. NCBI's taxonomy places the organism in Eukaryota, Metazoa, Chordata, Mammalia, Rodentia, Muridae. The record is from RefSeq and is a predicted model, not a curated record.
ACUUCUGCACAGGAACUUGCUAAUCGCUUUUGUUUCUGCUGCCUCGGUCACCUCGGACACAGAGGUCCACCACCUCGGGCUGGACUCUGCCAGUCCAGUAUUGCAGUUUUUCCAAUAGGGACUCAUUGGGUGCCUUGGGAGGAGAGACAGAGAGUCCCCAGGAGGAACUCUCACCAGUGAUAGAUUUGAGGUACACCAGCUUUUACAAGGCGUGGAGAGCUACUUAGACUUCCGGAGUCAGUCAUUUUGAUGUUGAGACAUGGCAUUCAUUCUACCACAGUUCCCGAAGUGGCUGAGAUCUACUAGAACCUGAGGCUACACACACCCAGCUGCCUUUGCCCGGCUGCCUUCCUGCUUCUUGGCCAGUCAAGAGCAGUUCAUGAGUCAUUCAUACACCAGUUGGCAACCAAGCUUCAGAGGUUUUCCAAGCAGUCGCUGGUUCUGACCUGGGCAGACUGGAGAAGUACUGUCUGUAAUUGAUGUCUAAGAUUUGGAGAUUCUGAGAACAUAAGCCCUGGUUGCUAUCUCCUUACUAUAUGGAACUACAGUAGCCCACUGAGGGUUCUUUCCCUUGGGAUCCUGGACUCUUAAAUACAACUUCAGACAAGGACAAUGCUGAGCUCCAUCAAGUGCGUGUUGGUAGGGGACAGUGCUGUGGGGAAAACCUCACUGUUGGUGCGCUUUACCUCUGAGACCUUCCCGGAGGCCUACAAACCCACUGUGUACGAGAAUACGGGUGUCGACGUCUUCAUGGAUGGCAUCCAGAUCAGCCUGGGUCUCUGGGACACGGCCGGCAAUGAUGCCUUCAGAAGCAUUCGCCCCCUCUCCUACCAGCAGGCAGAUGUGGUACUGAUGUGCUACUCUGUGGCCAACCAUAGCUCAUUCCUGAACUUGAAGAACAAAUGGAUCAGUGAGAUCAGGAGCAACCUACCCUGUACCCCGGUACUGGUUGUGGCCACACAGACUGACCAGAGAGAGAUGGGACCUCACAGGGCUUCCUGCAUCAAUGCCAUAGAAGGAAAGAGACUUGCCCAGGAUGUGAGAGCCAAGGGUUACCUGGAGUGCUCAGCCCUUAGCAACCGGGGAGUGCAGCAGGUAUUUGAAUGUGCUGUCCGAACAGCUGUCAACCAGGCCAGGAGAAGAAACAGAAGGAAGCUGUUUUCCAUUAACGAAUGCAAGAUCUUCUAAACCCCAAGGACCGGUACCCGACAUUCAUGAACAUACCUCAAAGACUCAUUGGAGAGGGGAAGAGGGGGGGCAAGGCAAGAGGACUGAUGCUCCCUCCUGGACCAUCUGAACAAUCUCUCUGGAUGGGCUUAUGGGGAAGUCUGCCGCUCAUGCUUCCACUAACUGUACUCUGCAGAUGAACUCUGUGCCCAGCACAACCAGAGAGAUUCCUUGGAAAGCCAUAUAAAUAGUCCAUCUUCAAUGAGAGACUAAAAUAUCCAUCCUGAUUUAGACAAUGAAGUGCAUUUCCCAAGUAUGCCAUAUUUAAACCCACAUUUUUAAAACCCAUAUUAUUUAAAUAAUAACCAAGUAUAGAGCUCUUGUUUUCAUGCUUGGGAAGUCUUUUCUUUGAAAAGACCAAGUACUGUAUGAGGAAAAUAACCCUGUGGGGCUCAACCAUAUGUCUGUGGUGUUAUUAUUUACUCCCCAAUUUAAUUUGGUUGGAACU